GACUAUCUGGCCGUCCUGAAGAUUAAAGGCUGUUCUAGUUUGCUUCCAAUUCCUCCGUAAUCCCGCCCUCAAAUUAUCUAAAUGAUAAGACCCCGGUCUCGGGUAUAACAUCUGGUAUCAAAGCUUCUUCCUACAUCCCAAAGGACCGAGAACACACUUCCACUCUUUCUCCUUUCCUUCAUCCUCAUUUCGGCCAAAACAUUCUCCCCUCCCAUUUCCUUCAUCCUAGCUACUGCCCUACCUUCAUUCUUUCACUUCCUAGUUCAACACAUGUCUCACACCUCCCAAAACAUCACCAAGGAAGAUUUAAUUGCAUCCAAUGUCGAACUCAAAGCUCAUGUUGAGUAUUUGGCCAAACAGGUGGCUCAACUUACCAAGUUGAAAAUGAGCAUGGUCCAAACUCCAAAGGAAAGCGAAGAUGAGCAAGAAGAAGAUGCCCAAUCAGAAGUUCCUUCUGCCACCAUGAGAAGAAACAACCAAGAGAAGUCUUCCUCUAACUUCAAGGUUGAAAUACCAACCUUCGAUGGAAAAGAUGACCCGGAAGAUUUCAUCGAAUGGUUAGAGAUGAUUGAACGCGUCUUUGACUAUACCGAAGUGCCGGAGGACAAGAAGGUCAAGCUUGUGGCCUUAAAAUUCAGAGGCUACGCAUCUACGUGGUGGACUAACACUACCACCGAGCGCAAAAGAGAAGGCAAGGCUGUUGUUAAAACAUGGGCCAAGAUGAGAGCUUUAUUGAAGAAGAAGUUCAUUCCGACUCAUUAUAUAAGGGAAAACAUUGCUAGGCUUCAACACCUAAGGCAAGGAAAUCAGUCUGUAGAAGAAUACAACCGAGAGUUUGAAGAACUCUUGAUGCGGUGUGAUCUCCAAGAGAAUGACUCGCAAACCUUUGUGAGAUACCUCUUUGGCCUAAACACCCACAUAGCCCACACAGUGGAGUUGCAAACCUUUGAGAGCCUUGAAGAGUUGACCAAGUUAGCACUUAAAGUGGAAGCUCAACUCAAGAAGUGCAAAUCUUCCUUGAGCCAUGCCAAUUCUUCCUAUCCAAGUACAUCAACUUCUACCCCCCUUGCUGCAAAAAACCCCACGCCCCCCUCCCCUCAAAAUCCUAAAACCGUGCACCCUAUUUCCUCACCAAGUGCUCCUCCUCGUUCAAAACCGAGUUCAUCAAGUAGCCGAAUACAAAAGGAAAUCAUGAAGGAACACAAGAAAGAAGGAUCACCAACGUUAAGUUCCCAAAGAAGAAUUUUUGGAUUUUCAGUCCCCAAGGAGCGGGACAGAGUAUGAUUGGAGAUUGUGAUAAAUAAAGUGAAGGGAUAAACCAAGUUGGUGUUAAGAGAUAUGACACACUCUUAUCUUAACUUGGGGCUUUUAUCUUCUUUUACACAUUAAUAAUCACUACUAAUGUAUAAAAUUAGACUCCUAACACGCACUCAAAAGUAGCCAACUUUAGAGAUAUUUCAUUAGGAAAUUUGGUUAAAAUAGCAUCGCACUAUUUUAAAGAAUUACUCAAAGAGUAAAACAAAGAAGUUUUU
Messenger RNA from Cuscuta campestris, 1532 nucleotides. NCBI's taxonomy places the organism in Eukaryota, Viridiplantae, Streptophyta, Magnoliopsida, Solanales, Convolvulaceae. The record is from the annotation of a GenBank genome assembly.